CCAGUCACUACUGACUACUAUUCUCCUAUCCUUGUUCACUCUCUUAUCCUACAAUCUAUCCUCUCAUUUCCUCUCUUCAGUCCUAAACAAGAGAGAAAAAAUGGCAACAGCAACACUCUCAACCCUCAACCUUCCUUCUCUCUCCUCCCACUCUACUCCCUCCACCUUCCCUAAAAUCCCACAACCUCUCCAAUUCCCCUUCCGCAACAACAACCCACUUUCUCUCUCCUCAACUCGCACCACCCGUUUGCGCCCCAUUUCUGCCGUUGAGGCCCCUGAGAAAAUCGAACAACUGGGCACUCAGCUGUCCGGCCUCACUUUGGAAGAAGCCAGGGUUCUCGUCGACUGGCUCCAGGACAAGUUGGGUGUCUCAGCCGCAUCAUUCGCUCCUGCUGCUGUUGUCGCUGCUCCUGGUGCUCCUGGUGCCGAUGCUGCACCUGUUGUCGAGGAAAAGACUGAGUUUGAUGUCUCCAUCGAUGAAGUUCCUAGCAAUGCUAGAAUUGCUGUUAUUAAGGCUGUUAGGGUUUUGACUAGCCUCGGCCUUAAAGAGGCUAAAGAAUUGAUUGAGGGUUUGCCUAAGAAAUUGAAGGAAGGGGUUUCUAAAGAUGAUGCUGAAGAUGCUAAGAAGCAGCUUGAAGAGGCUGGUGCUAAGGUCUCCAUCGUUUAAUUUUACUUUUCUAAUCUUGGUAAAUGUUGGGGUAAAUCUUUUCUUCGAAUUUAGCUACUUUAAUAGAGAUAUUGGUUUAGAUGUAGUCAUUUUGUGAAUUUUUUAUUGUUGCUUUCAUGUGCUUUUGAGAAUUCAAAGGUUAAGAAUGGAAAAUUUAAACAUAAAA
Beta vulgaris subsp. vulgaris (sugar beet) is the source of this 833-nucleotide messenger RNA. RefSeq names its product 50S ribosomal protein L12, chloroplastic. The transcript has a single exon. Gene Ontology annotation, molecular function: structural constituent of ribosome. The record is from RefSeq and is a predicted model, not a curated record. Gene Ontology annotation, biological process: translation. Gene Ontology annotation, cellular component: ribosome. The coding region runs from base 101 to 667 and encodes 188 amino acids. Lineage: Eukaryota; Viridiplantae; Streptophyta; Magnoliopsida; Caryophyllales; Amaranthaceae.